UCUUCAAUACCUAACAUUUUAUUGCGCCCUAUUUUAUAUAGUCACCAAUUUUGGUGUUUUAAAUCGAUUUUAAUUUAUUCACCUCGCUAUAAUAUUGAAACAUAAUAAUACGAAAAUGAAACAAAUUAAUUCCUUUGCGCAAUAAAUUUGACUGAGGUUAUCCAUGUGACGAACUGCCGACCAGUGGCAUGUCCCCCUCAUGAUAUUCUCGCUUUGUUUUUCGAACACUAACAACAUAUUUUGUUUUGUCUUAAUUAAGUAAUAUAAAACAUACAGAUAAUUUUAUAUAUCAGCGAGUAAAGAAUCAGUUAUUGAAAAAAAAUAGGUGAGGCUAUCCAAGUGACGUGGACUGUAUGCGUCAGACCCAUCACCCAUGGAUUGGAUCGAAAACCUGAAUGCAAUUAUUUUCAUUAUAUAGAUUGACUGUACGUAUAUAUAAAUAUAGCUUGUAGAUAUAAAUAAAAUGAAAUAUGUUAGUUUACCAAUCGUUAAAAAAAUAAAUAGUUGUCAACAAUUGAAAUAUUUUUAUAAUAAUAAGCGAAAACAUUCAUUGCAGCAAGUGUCUAACCUUAAAGAUGAAAUUAAAAAAAAAGAUAUUAUCGGACCACCAGAUGAAGUUUCAAAUUUACGAACGAUUAUUUUUGCUAAAUCGCUAAAUGAAACUAAAUUGGAGAAAAAAUAUCGUGAAGCACGAGAAACAACACAAAAUUGGAAUACAAAAUUUUGGUUUGACCAUAAUUUGAAAUUCAUAACAUGCUGUACAACUUGGCCGACUAAACCAGCCAUAAAGUUUAACCAGGUUAAUUAGUUCAUCAACUAGCUAGCUAAUUUAAAUUAAUCGGUUAACUUAGUUAACCGGUUAAUCGGUCAAACAGUGAAAUUGAUAUUUUGCUAUUUAUGUGCUAGGAAUUAUGAUUAAAUGACAUAUCAUUAACGUAUGCUGAAAAAUACAAUAUUUAUCAGGUGAUUAAAAUUACUUAAAUGAUUAAAUUGAAGUUUUUUUUUAUAAUAUGUCAUUACAAUGAAAAUAAUUAUAUAGUUUUAAUAAAUUCACUCUUCUAGAAUCUAUAUUCAAAUAUUUAAAUUUUCUUAAUGAUACAAAAAAAAAACUUCAGCAUAACAAUAUCAUUUGAAAAGUUAACAUGCAGAUAAAUUACAAUCAAACAGUCAAAAUGAAGACCUGGACUCCAGUAAUGCUGAUUCGAG
Messenger RNA from Microplitis demolitor, 1206 nucleotides. RefSeq lists its product as uncharacterized. Gene Ontology annotation, cellular component: mitochondrion. Bases 464 to 808 code for a protein of 114 amino acids. NCBI's taxonomy places the organism in Eukaryota, Metazoa, Arthropoda, Insecta, Hymenoptera, Braconidae. Gene Ontology annotation, biological process: intrinsic apoptotic signaling pathway. The transcript has 3 exons. The record is from RefSeq and is a predicted model, not a curated record.